Molecule: messenger RNA, 6783 nt
Organism: Rattus norvegicus (Norway rat)
Lineage: Eukaryota; Metazoa; Chordata; Mammalia; Rodentia; Muridae
Gene: C6h14orf180
Product: similar to human chromosome 14 open reading frame 180
Source: RefSeq, a predicted model, not a curated record
AAUUCGACCAUCAUUGUCUUCAUCUCAGGGCUUUAUUGGAGUCAGUCAGCAUGCCUACCUCUGUAACUUGGGCCCUGUACUCCCGGGGCAGGACACCAUAGAGAGCACGAGGCCUCGGACAGACUAGAAGCCAUCUCCAGCUCAAAGCUCUACUGUCUGCCGUCACCCCACCUCUCCACAGCCUCACACAUCUGCUCUGCCCUUGAUUCCACAGUACAGCUUCUUCACAAGGUUCGCAGCUCUGAAGCUGGCCUGGUAUGAACAAAUCGUGCCAAGGCAGGCAGGAAUUGUGGAGAUGACCCAUGUGCAGGCCUGGCCUGCAGUCCACUGGGGCCCUGAGGAAUGGUACCUCCCAAAUCUGGAGCCAGUGGCCUGUCUCGGGGUUGUCGCAAUCUCUGUCAAAGGGGAGGCAAUCAUAGCUCAGCCCUGGCUAUCUGUCUGACUCUGUGGUUCAACAUGAGGGUCCCGACAGGCAACACGGACCAGCAACAACUGUGCCCUGUAUAGAGGUAGGCAGCCCCUUCAGAAGGACUUCUGUGGGGAGCAGCAUGACCUACAGGUGACGUGAAGGGCCUCCCUCUUGAGCGCCGCUGACCGGAACCCACCAGGUCCAUGCUGGACUGUGCUCCACAGCCGUCCUGCAGAGCAUGGUUGCUUCCUCCUUUGUGGACACAGGAGACUGCCAGCUCGGGUUCCUGCCCCGUGUGGGGCUCUAAGAGGCGGCAGAUCGCAAGACAAGGCAGGUGGGCGAGCACUCGCAGGACACAGGAGCCAGAGGACCAUGUCCCAGUAGAUGAGGUCUGCAGCUCCAGUCUCUCACCCUAAUCCCCACCCACGGACACGCCAUCCAACCAGAGAGAAUGAGGGGACCACGUGGGGCUCACAGCCUCCCAGGACCGAGAGGGAUGACGACAGGAAGUGCCCUCCCUCUAUCCUAAGACCCAGACGGCAAGAAUGUGGGUGCCCUGGGGGUGAGCCACAGAGAAAUCAAAGGCACGUGCGGUUCCGAGAGCCCCUGGAGGUGGCUGUCCACUACAUUGCCCGCAAGGACAGGACAGCUGCCAUCAAGGUCCCCCGCCGUGCAGCUCCUCACGGUGGCUCUCCGCUCCAGCCAGCAUUCUGCGGUGGCUCCUUGUUCCUGUGGCUGAUUCUGUGUGUUCUGCUUGGAGUGGUGCUGGGCCUGUACUGUGGCCGGGCCAAAUAUGUCACAGGAGCCCUGGAGGACCUCUGGGCUCAGCUCCUCGUCCUGACCUCACGCUUGUGGCGUGCGGUCCUUGCCUGUUGGCACUGCCUCCUGCAGCUCUGACAAGUGGCUGAAUGGUGAUUCCACCUCUGGAGAGAGCACUGGAGGUUGAUGCUGUUGGGGGCCUGGAGUGGUUUGUGGGGGGAUCGUGCAUGGUGGGGGGGGGGGCAGGCACUAAGGCUAACCCCAGGACAGAGCUCUGCUAGCCUGACAAACCCAGGUACUCCAAGGGGCCGCUGUAAAGGUUUAAGUGGGGAAAGAGGAGAACACUCUGGCUUGGUGCUUUGGGCAGCUCCUGUCUGGUCAGUACAGGCUGGGAUCUUGGGAUUUUAAGACUGAAUCAGAGAAAGAAUUCAACCAUCAUAGCUGAGGAUUCCUAUGCUCCUGCCCAGUCCUCUGUCUUGGGAGCCACAGCCUGGAUGUCACCGUGCAUAGCUCUUUGAGGGUGAGCAUUCCCUGCCUCUGAGGCGCAUUUGGGAAGGCAAGCCCCAACCUUCAGGAGGCAGGGCCUCAGGAGCCUCCCUCUGCAGUUCCUGGAGCCUGUGAGAAUCGUGUUUCUAGUCUCUGAGCCCAGCUCUGAAUUCCUCGACUUCAGGCCAAGACCCGUCAGGGGUCACUGUGGUGUGGGAACAGAGUCCAGCCCUGAACACAGUUGCUCUCAUAACAGAAGUGUGGCACCAAGGUCCUACCUUCCAGGGCCACACACAAGCCCAAAGCCGUCAGGCCUGCCCACCAGCUGCGGGACCUGUGAGUCUUCCUCUGUAAACACCGGCAAAGGGAAGCAGGCACCGGGCAACAGCUUUGGGACAUCCUAGACCUGCCUGGAGGGAGAGCCCUGAGCACAGCAAGGAGGCCCAGUCAGGCACCAGGAUGAUCCAUCAGGGGGACCCUGCACCACCCUGGAACAAACAAAUGCAAGGUUUGGGAGCCAUGGUGAGACUUGGGAUUGUCCUCCUAAGGUGCCCCUCUACUUAAGUGGGCAGACAGAGACCCCGUAUUAAAAUGCCUGCGGCCUCUUCAACCUCACGGUUAUUACAAGAUGAGCGGAGUGAGACACUUGUUGAGGAAUCCCUCCAGGUCCAAGUACGUUAAUCUAGCUACCAGAGCACACAGGUCCCUUGCAGCUUUGAUUCACGAGAAGUUGGGGGACCCACCAUGCCUCCAGGAUCACAUCCUCCCCAACAAGACAUGCCAAGAUUCCCAGAUCACUGAGGUGCAACCUGCCCCUCUCUGGACUUCAGUGUCCCAUACAGUGGUCUCCAGCUACAAAAUUUGGAGGCACAGUAGGGGAGAGCCCAGUGGAGAGAGAAACCAUGCUUCCAGAUGUGGUCUAAAACAGACCAGCCUGGAAAGCCACGCACAGGGAUUGGCCAUCAUCAUGGUUACUGUUUCCUGAACCAAUCCAGCUACCCCAGGACCUGCCCCACUCAUCCUGCCCUGGUCAAAGACAGGCUCCUUAUUGGCUUGUAUUCCAGAUACGGAAACAGACAGACCUCCAGACCACUCUUCCUUCCCUGCUCCUGAGGGUGGAUGCCCUUCAGGAGGGGGACUGGUCACCCCAUGUUUUACAACGGAGAGCCAAGGCUUCCCUCUUCCAUAGCAAGCAUUUGCUGCAAAGGCCACAGAAAAGGUGUGCCCUGCUCGCUCUGUAGGGGCCCCAGCUAGUUCUGGGUUCCCCUUUGCUUUACUUCAUUCUUACAGUGCGAACACAGCACAGCUAGGCAGAGUCUGCCAUGGCUACAUCUCCAGCCUUGUUUUUGUCUUAGAAAAAAUGUUCAAAGACACACACAGAGAUACACGUGCCCCAGAGGUGUCACCAAACCCCAUCCUUAUGCCUGGAGUGGGGGUGUGUAGGAACUGUGGAGGGGGGCAGCCACAAGAGUCGAACUCCUUACAAUGCACAGGCAUGAAGGACCACCCCGGGAGCCCUGGAAUCAAACAGACUGUUCAAAUCCUAAACAAACAGCCAAAGCCUGAGAGCCAGUGGGUAGGGGGUGGAGACUGGAGGUGGGGGCCUGGAGCAGACCGACUGGAUAACAAAGACACAGACACCUCAUCCACACAGCAUCUCAGAUGUUUUGUCUUUAUUUUAGUUUGACUUGAGGAUCAGACACAUGGAGGUAUAGGGCUCAUCACUGUCAGCCUCACCAGGAAGACUGAAACCAGGGCUUCCCUGUAGCAAGCUGCAAAGGAGCAGAGGCAUCUUGCAGGCCACCUGGGGACGGCUCUGCAGCUCCUGCCUGCCUCUUGCCAUCCAUCCCAUGAAACCUCUCUUGGACACACAUCCCUGCCCAUGGUUACGGCCAACAGGUCCUGCCAAUACUCCUAGGCCAGAGACCCUUCCCCAGGAGACCCUGGAACAUCAACAUCUCGGGGACAAGUCUAGGUGACCGAAGGUCUCUAAACCGGACCAGUUCCCAGACUAACUCUCCAGAAUCCAUGAGAGGCACGGGCAAGGGCAGACCCACGCCUGAGGCAGAGUCUAAGUCCCAGAGGCCCCAUCUAGCCUCCAGUUCCUUCAGGUCCUAGAUGGCUACAACCUUAGUAGGUGCCAAUCCUGGAGAGACAAAGGAGGAGUCUCAAGUCUAGACAGUGUCCCAAUGUCCCAUAGAUUAGGGCUUGUCUGGGCGUCUGGAGAAGAGACCAGGUCAGUUUGGAGACCUCAAAACCCUCCUCCAGCACCCAGAUCCUCUGCUGGGAGUUCAGUCAGCCCUCAGAGAAGCCUGGAGUGUCAGUCAGCCUGAUGCUGGCCUUCCCAGAUAGGCGCCCCUUGCACGCUGACCAUCUUUGCCUGCUUUAAUUUUUAGGGCCCAACCGGCCCCCCAACACAUACACACACACACACACACACACACACACACACACACACACACACACACUCACACUCCUCACAGUGAAUUGGAAGUUAGUGCCUUCCCUCUGAAAACACACCAGCCACUGGUAGAAAGUGGACUUGGACACAGGUCAGGAUCACCUUGCUUGGAAAUAGGAGACGGCAUUGGAGUACAACCUCAGGCUAAAGCCAGGAACACUGAAUGCACUCACUGAGAUCCAGAUGGGCUGGGCCUCUCCUGCCAUGGGGCUUUACCCUUCCAAUACAGACAACCAUGCCACCUAGAAAGCCUCCAAGGGAGGAGGGUGGAACUCUCCCACUACAGCCAAGCAGCCCCAGAUGUCCUCUCAGAGCAGGGAGAGGAGCCCAGUCCAGGGUCCUACAUUCCUACCAGGAUCAUCCACCUGCUGCCUUCUGGGGACCACGGCUGAAUGCCGUAGGAUGGGAAGACAGCCCCUAUGGGAGGGGCAGGGACUUGGGUGUGCUGGAGCCUGUGGUGGUGCCAACCUGGCAUUGUCACCUCUGUUCUGCAGUCACACUGCCAUCCACACACAUGCUCACAUACAUGCAUAUAUAUGGACGAACGAUCACACAAGAGAAGGAGUACGCAUCACGCUAACUAAGGCCAGAACUAGAAGCCAGAAGCCACUCCCAAGUCUCUGGGUCUCUGCCCCCAUCGCUGUCAGGAUCUCCAGGGAAAUACAGGUUCUCUGCUCACGGUGGGUGGGGCCAAGAGACACAUGCAGAGCCGUGUUGGCCAGCCUGGGGGGCUUGGAGGUCCCAGGCCCCCCUCAUGCAGGCCUCAGGAAAGGGAGUCAGCCUAGAUGACAGCACUCUUCUCCCCCUGGAAGGAGGUGCGGGAGGCUGGUCUGGCCAACAGAAGCUCCUUCUCGUGAACCAGGCUGUCCAACAGGUCCUCCUGGCGGUAGUUGUGAUAAACCUUCAGGAAAGCCAGAGUGGUGAUCGCCAGCCAGGCCAGCCAGGAGGCCCACAGUCCAAACUGCACGGAAGACAGAGCAGCGUCAGGGGGGCGGGGCUCAUUGCCCAGUGUGCUCAGUACCCACCUCCUCGCUCUACCUCUGCAGGGAAGGGAACACUAAGGCGGGAGGAGGAGGCAGGGACCUGGGAGCCCGUGCACACCCACAUUUGACUCAUCUCCUGUGGUAACAGUUACGUCCUACACCCACAAGAACCCAGCUUUGUGCAGAGGCUUGGGGUACUCGGCCAUUCUCACCUGAACUGGUGAGGUUCCUGGAGGAGGAGCAGUAACUGGGUGGAGCUCUCCUCCCACCAUGACCCUGGGCUCUAAGGAAUGCCUAUAGAUCAGGGAGCCCCUCUAGUCAGGGGAAGAAAUUGACCUUUAUCUGCCAUUUCCAAACAGCUGAAGGAGAAACAAUGUAAUCAACUCCGGGUCUGCCUGCAUCAAACCAAUUCUCAUUUGAGCGUGCUGGUCCUCAGACUGCGCAUGCCUCUGUCUAAUUAGUCCAAAUUAGUCCUAAAGCAUCUUAAGCUAAACUUGGCGUGAAGGUAUAUUUGACCGUUUCAGCUCAUCUCUGCAAAUAACUUUUGGACUUCCAAGGGCGUUAGCAGUGACAAGAAUCAUCUCAGCCUAGCUUUCCACAAACCAGGGCCUCCACAAGCCAGCAUGGAGCAUGGAAGGGCGUUGUGGAGGGUGAAAGCCACAGGAAAGGGACAGGUGUCCAUGCCCUGCCUAGGUGCCCCUACCCUGCACCACCUCUGCUUGGGGCACAAAUGAAAAGUCAGGGGACAGGAAAAUCCUAAAGCUUUCCCAGGGUCCUAGAGAUCCCCAAAUUCACAUGCAAGGUAGAGCAACCUGAGGCUGGGAUCCCCCUAGGAUAGACCCAGCCACCCAGAACUUUGCAUUCUCUAGCUCCUGAGCUCACUCCUCAGGUCUGCCUAUGCCUUCUCUUAUCCCCUGCCUCCCCUAAUCCCUGCCCAUACAAGUCCUGCUCAGAGACCCCACUCUCCCACCUGCCCUAGGAUUUCUUCUCUGCUCCUAUAGCCUGCACGGCCCCACCAUAUCUGAGUCUGUUUCCUUGGGAUCCAGAGUCUGUUCUAUCUGUCAAGUCUCAUCCCAAUCCCCAAUACAGCCAUUCUCUUCCUGCCCGCGACAGACCCCACCUACUUGCCCGAGACCACGCCCAUACGCCUGAGACCACGCCUACCUGGGCAAUUGCAAACUGAUGGUAGAAGGCAGAGUUGUCCACGUUCAGCUCCAAGUCCGUUUCCUGGAACUCCUCGCAGCUAAAAUAGCAUGGAGCCAAGUGGCUAGUGACUUGCGAGCCCCUGAGCCCCAGAGCCCCUGAAUCAAAAGUCAGCAGAGUAUCUGGCUAGGGAUUCCCCUAAACAGUGAGUGGUGUCUUAGAUCAACCUGAUACAAGCUAAAGUCAUGAGAGGAGACAACCCCAAUUGAGAAAAUGCUCCCAUAAGGCCAGGCUGCAGACAGUCUGUAAGACAUUUUCUUAAUUAAUGAUUGGUGGGAAAUAGCCCAGCCCAUUGUGGGCGGGGCCACCCAAAGCAGGCUCAGCAGAUCACCAAGAGCAAGCCAACAAGCAGCAUCCCUCCAGGAGCCUCUGCGUCAGGUCCUGCCUUCAGGUUCCUGCCCUGCUUGAGUUCGCGUCUUGACUUUCCAUGAUGGUGAACUGUGAUAUUGAAGUGUAAGCUGAAUAAACUUUUUCCUCCCCAA